CACGUCCUCGCGUCCUCCCCAUUCAGGCUGCACUUUGAAUAAGGAAGAUGGCGGCUGCAGCAGUAGUUGAAUUCCAGAGAGCUCAGUCUCUCAUUAGCACCGACCGCAACGCCUCCAUCGACAUUCUGCACUCUAUAGUGAGGAGAGAUGUCCAGGAGAAUGAUGAAGAAGCUGUCCGAGUCAAAGAACAGAGCAUCCUGGAGCUGGGGACGCUGCUGGCCAAGACGGGACAGGCAGCAGAGCUCGGGGGUCUCCUGAAAUUUGUCCGGCCGUUCCUGAUCUCCAUCAGCAAGGCCAAGGCGGCCCGGCUGGUCCGCUCCCUGCUGGACUUGUUUCUGGACAUGGAGGCGGCGACAGGCCAGGAGGUGGAGCUGUGUCUGGAGUGCAUCGAGUGGGCCAAGGCCGAGAAGAGGACCUUCUUACGACAAGCUCUGGAGGCUCGUCUGAUCUCUCUCUACUUCGACACCAAGAGAUACCAGGAGGCCCUGGCGCUCGGCUCUCAGCUGCUCCUGGAGCUGAAGAAGAUGGACGACAAAGCCCUGCUGGUGGAGGUCCAGUUGCUGGAAAGCAAGACGUACCACGCCCUCAGCAACUUGCCCAAGGCCCGCGCCGCCCUCACCUCCGCGCGAACCACCGCCAACGCCAUUUACUGUCCCCCCAAACUGCAGGCGGCGCUGGACAUGCAGUCAGGGAUCAUACACGCGGCAGAGGAGAAGGACUGGAAGACGGCCUACUCCUACUUCUUUGAAGCGUUUGAGGGCUACGACUCCAUCGACAGCCCCCGAGCCAUCACAGCCCUCAAAUACAUGCUCCUCUGCAAGAUUGUCCUCAACUCACCAGAGGAGGUGCAAUCUCUGAUCAGCGGCAAGCUGGCCCUGCGAUACACCGGCCGCCAGACGGACGCACUGAAAUGCGUGGCCCAGGCCAGCAAGAACCGAUCGUUAGCAGACUUUGAAAAGGCCCUCACAGAGUACAGAGCAGAGCUGAGGGACGACCCCAUCAUCAACACACACCUGGCCAAGCUCUACGACAACCUGCUGGAACAGAACCUCAUCCGGGUCAUCGAGCCCUUCUCCAGAGUGCAGAUAGAACACAUAUCAGGUCUCAUCAAACUGUCAAAGGGGGACGUAGAGCGCAAACUAUCGCAGAUGAUCCUGGAUAAAAAGUUUCACGGCAUUCUUGACCAGGGCGAAGGAGUCUUGAUCAUAUUUGAGGAACCGCCAGUGGACAAAACGUACGAAGCAGCCUUGGAAACCAUUCAGAACAUGAGCAAAGUCGUCGACUCGCUUUACAACAAAGCCAAGAAGCUGACAUAGAGCAGACGACUCGAGGCUGCGCGGCGGAGGAUCCGUGUGUGUUUGAGCAGCGUAUGUAACAUUUGAAGAAGGGGACGAGGGAGAAGAACACAACGUGCAGACAACAGGAUUCCCCUAUCAGACACACCCCUGCCUCCCCCCCACUCAACGGACAGUAUCGCAACUUCUCUUCUUUUCUUUGUUUGGUCCCCACCCCCACCCCUUCAUUUUGAUAUCUCUUCUAACUCAGCGGCCGAGCCAGGCCAUCAGGGAAUACUAUUGUACAACUACAAUAAAAAGGUGAAAAGGAUGAACAGUACAUACAUAUAUCUUUAUAUCUCCAAUAAGCUGAUUCCACGGAAACCUCACAGGUUUUAACUUUGACCUCUGCAGCCUUCAGCUCUGCUUCAAAUGCAGAAACAACACUUUUGUCGUUUUUCUUGUCCCUUUCAAAAGCUCACUGUUCGCUUUUUGGAAGGUCGGAGCCCAAUUUCGGUUGAACAGCGCCCUCUGGCGCCUCUUCACUUCCCCCAUAUCAAUGCCAACUCCUUCAGUCCCCACUGUAUUUCAGAAGUGUAUUAAACUCACUAUAUUUGCUUUUGGUUUUGUGUUUUUGUAAUAAAAAAAAUACAAUGAUGGUUGCCACAUGCCUGCCCCCCCUCCCCCACCCUGAAUGCUCAUGUACGUUUCCAAAAGAGGCAAGAGGAAAUUUCACCAAGAGUGCCGCAUUUCUUGGCGCUGGUUUGAUUCGUAAAGUCGGAAGGGGCAAAGAUGUCUCCUUUGCCUGUCGAGCAUCCCCGAUUCUCCAUUGUUAGUUCCUAGCAUUAGUGUGGUAUGCUAGUAACCAAACAAUUUGUAUGGUUUUGAUUUUUUUCUCUUAUAAAGACAUUUUCAAAAUAAAUAUUUUGUAUUUUAAAGACAUUUGUCCUGUCUUUUGGAAUAACACUAAAGUACCUUGACAUGUGUCUUAGCUCAAAAUGCUACUUGCCCUGUUCGUAGCAAAGUCAAGUUUGAACAGCUGAUUACUAAACAUUUAAAAAUCUUUUACGAUACUAAACAUUUAAAGUACUGUAGUGAGCCUUAAGGCAAUUAUUGAUGUGUUCAUGUAUAUGUGUUCCAGUGCUAGGGGAAUUAAAACGGCGGCGGACAGGACGUGACGUCACACAGACGUUCAAGUUAGCUUGGGCU
This is a messenger RNA of Dunckerocampus dactyliophorus (ringed pipefish), 2483 nucleotides long. RefSeq names its product proteasome 26S subunit, non-ATPase 11b (gene psmd11b). Bases 48 to 1316 code for a protein of 422 amino acids. Lineage: Eukaryota; Metazoa; Chordata; Actinopteri; Syngnathiformes; Syngnathidae. Gene Ontology annotation, molecular function: structural molecule activity; protein binding. The transcript has 13 exons. Gene Ontology annotation, cellular component: proteasome regulatory particle, lid subcomplex. The record is from RefSeq and is a predicted model, not a curated record. Gene Ontology annotation, biological process: ubiquitin-dependent protein catabolic process.